GAGGCGCUUCCGGCGCGUGGAAUGACCGGAGCGGCGUCCCGGGGCACCGCGUGAAAUAGAACGCGGAGAGAACGGUGAGGGGAGCGGCAGCGGGCUGCGAUGGGACUGAGGCUCGCGCUCUGAGGGGGUGAAUCCAGUCCCGGCCCUAUGGCUCUCACCGGCAGGACGGUCUCGUGGUGGGUCCGGCUGCUCUGGCCCUGCCCUGCGGCCGCCCCUCGGGGCCCUCCGGUCUGGCUGCCCACGGGGCUUGAGGCCUGCCAGCGGUUCUACAGCUCCCGCGACAAGGAGAAAAUAGAUAUGUCAGCAUAUCCUGUUGAAAGCAUAAGAAACUUCAGUAUUAUAGCUCAUGUAGAUCAUGGCAAAAGCACACUAGCAGACAGAUUGCUGGAAAUUACAGGAACAAUUGCUAAAACUGACCGUAACAAACAAGUACUGGAUAAACUGCAAGUGGAACGUGAAAGGGGAAUUACAGUUAAAGCACAGUCUGCAUCGCUCUUUUACAAUUACAAAGGAGUGAACUACCUCUUAAAUCUUAUUGACACACCAGGCCACGUAGAUUUCAACUAUGAAGUUUCACGGUCACUAUCUGCCUGCCAAGGUGUCCUACUUGUAGUAGAUGCCAAUGAGCCACAGAUGAAUACUUGCCUUUUAAUAGGUGCUGUGGUGCCAUACCAUAGAAACAGAAGCACUGAAGUAAUGGAGAAUCAGGGUAUUCAGGCUCAGACGGUGGCAAACUUCUAUCUUGCUUUUGAAGCACAACUUGCAAUAAUUCCUGUCGUAAACAAGAUUGACUUAAAGAAUGCAGACCCUGAAAGAGUUGAAAAACAAAUUGAGAAGCUGUUUGAUAUCCCUGUUAAUGAAUGCAUAAGGAUUUCUGCUAAACAAGGGACAAAUAUUGAAAAAGUUCUUGAAAAGGUCAUUGAAAAGAUUCCACCACCUCAAUUUAAUACUACUGAUCCCUUGAAAGCCUUAGUAUUCGACUCCACCUUUGACCACUACCGAGGUGUCAUAGCUAACAUUGCAGUUUUUGGUGGGGAGAUUCAGAAAGGGCAUAAAAUUGUGUCUGCGCAUACAAAUAAAAGAUAUGAAGUUAAUGAAGUAGGAAUUCUGACUCCAAAUGAACAGCCAACACACAAACUAUAUGCUGGACAAGUGGGCUACCUGAUUGCUGGAAUGAAAGAAGUAACAGAAGCCCAAAUAGGAGACACACUGUUUAUGUAUAAACAGCCAGUGGAGCCUUUGCCUGGCUUUAAGUCAGUGAAGCCAAUGGUUUUUGCAGGAAUGUAUCCUGUAGAUCAAACAGAAUAUAAUAAUCUUAAAAGUGCUUUGGAAAGGCUGACAUUGAAUGAUUCCAGUGUCACUGUUCAUCGUGACAGUAGCCUUGCUUUAGGAGCUGGAUGGAGGUUGGGUUUUCUUGGUCUUUUGCAUAUGGAAGUUUUUAAUCAACGCUUGGAGCAAGAAUAUAACACAUCUGUUAUUUUGACUGCACCUACUGUUCCAUAUAAAGCUGUUCUUUCCUCAGCAAAAUUGAUAAAGGAGUAUGGUAAUUCAGAGAUUACUAUUAUCAACCCUGCUCAAUUUCCUGAUAAACAUUCAGUGUCUGAAUAUCUGGAGCCAACUGUUCUUGGCACUAUUGUAACACCUCAGGAAUAUAUUAGGAAAAUAAUUGUUUUGUGUCAGGAUCGUAGGGCAGUCCAGAAAGAAAUGUUGUUUAUUGAUGAACAUAGGGUUAUACUAAAAUACCUUUUUCCAUUGAAUGAAAUCGUGGUGGAUUUUUAUGAUGCCCUUAAGUCUCUGUCUUCUGGCUAUGCAAGUUUUGAUUAUGAAGAUGCAGGUUACCAGGCAGCAGAUCUUAUCAAAAUGGAUAUUCUUAUAAAUGGAAAUCCAAUUGAAGAACUGGCAACUAUCACACACAAUGAUAAAGCCUAUGCUACUGGUAAAUUCCUGUGUGAGCGUUUAAAAGAUACAAUACCAAGACAAUUAUUUGAAAUAGCCAUCCAGGCUGCUAUUGGCAACAAAAUAAUUGCAAGGGAAACAUUGAAAGCUUACAGGAAAAAUGUUGUGGCAAAAUGUCUAUUAAGAAUUCUUCCAAUUGGAACCUAGGUUGGAUGAUAUCCCAUCAGACAAUGUAAGGGUUGAUGAAUUUGGAUGUAAUCACCUUGUGGUAGCCAAGAUGCUAUAGUGUAUCAAAGCUGACACUGUUGCUGUUCCACAAGGAUUUGAAUAGCCCAUAGUAUGCUACAGUUCUAUCCUGCUAUCCUAAUGUCAUCCAGGCUUAUCUAAGAAUAUUUAGUAUAUAAAAUACGUGAAUUAAUCUACCUUUAGUUGUCUAAAGGUAGAUUGCUCCUGUUCUUUUCAACUACUGCUCUCUUGGGAUAAUGGUAGAGAGUGAUAUUUUCUAAUAUAACUAGCCUCAUUUAAGCCUGUGUUUAUUAAGUACUGUAGGCUUAAUAAAAUAUUUUUCCUU
Molecule: messenger RNA, 2467 nt
Organism: Tympanuchus pallidicinctus (lesser prairie-chicken)
Lineage: Eukaryota; Metazoa; Chordata; Aves; Galliformes; Phasianidae
Gene: GUF1
Product: GTP binding elongation factor GUF1
Exons: 18
Coding region: 148-2103 (651 amino acids)
Biological process (GO): positive regulation of translation
Cellular component (GO): mitochondrion
Molecular function (GO): mitochondrial ribosome binding; GTP binding; GTPase activity
Source: RefSeq, a predicted model, not a curated record